GAAUAGCAUGCGCAGAUCAACGCUAGAGGUACAACAGUACAUUUCUCCCCUUUUUUCUGUAGGAGCUACGCUCCGUGCAUAUCUAUCUGUCAUUGUAAAUCAUAGUCGCCUUUUUCAUUGCUUUUCCCCCUCUUUCUCCCCUCUUUUUCUUUUUAUUCUUUUUCUUCUUGUGUAUUCUUAUUCUUCGGAUAGUUAUCUUCCACUUAUUGAUUUACUUGGUGCUGCUUUCAUUUACAGUAACAAGUCUUUUCAGAUCAGUCAGGUGCUGACGUAAACCGAAACUGUUUUUAUUUUUUCUCUGUCACUCAUCAGCUGCGUGCCUCCACGACGCAGAGCCCGAUCGCUAUUUCUUUGUUCUCUCUAAAGCAAUUCUUUUUCUUCUUCUACUCCAUUUCUGCGUGUUUGGCUGUGACGUGUGUGAAUUUACUCUGUGUGUCAAAGAAGCUCUCACACAGGUAAGGUAGCGCGUCAACACGGUCCCCUCCACACAUACACACCCACACACACUGCGUGGUUUACUGCCUGGGAAGACUCUGUUUGAUCUUCUCCAGGCUGCGUCUCCGAGCAGAAGCCUGGUAAGACUUCGCAACUGAAGCGUUGCGCGUGUCGGACGUCUUGGUGGGAUUAUUUUUGCCUUAUUGAUAUUCUUUGCAAGCCUUGCGGCUGUCUCACGCUCAGGGAAAGGGUCACUUCGAAGGAGCGAAGAGCAUUUAGUUCUUUUCCGUGUUUUGGAAACGGCGAGGGCGAGAAGGUGCAAGCGAGGUGGGAGCUAACGAAAACACCGACUUCUGUUUUGUACUUUUAUCACAGCCGUUCCGAAACGGGGAGAGGCUGCGUUUGUGUGGGACACGCGAUUGAGCCACAAAAAGAAAGAAAGAAAGAAGGGAUCCGUUGCUUGUCUUUUUGCUCCACUCGUCAUUGUGAGGUUUCUUUCCUUCGUUAUUAGCAGCGUCCCGGCUUGCCUGUUUCUUUUCUUUGCAGAGCGCGUGCUUGUUUUUUCCUUUUCAUUUUUUGGCUAUUUUUUUUUUUAAUUCUGUUUCUGUAAUACAUCUUUUUAUAACCGAUUUGUUUUCUUGAAGUAUUAUUUCCGUUUGCCUCUUCUCUUUCUUUUCUUCCUGUCGUUGCUUUUAUUUAUCUGUUUUUGCUUUCCGCCCGACUUCGAAGCGUGCGGUGGCGAUCGAGGCCCCUCACGGCUGCGCGUCGAGACAACGUUGACUAGAAACGUCAACUACUAUCUUUUUUCGGGGGUUCAUCUUGUGCGGGGCUCCUUCUCGAGCUCGUUUCGUCCGGUGAAGCAAGCAAGCAGCAGAGGGUUAUAAAAAAAGAAAGAGAAAGGCCCUUUACCUCGGUAUAUUUAUAACCACUAACCACACCUUUUUUUUCCUCUUUCUCUCGCUUCACAUCAAGGAGCCGUAACUACUUUCUUUGAUAACUGUGCCCUUUUACUAUUAUUUUUCUUCUUCCCGGUUUCGUCUUCCUGGUAAAGGGAACUGCUGAUACAACUCGUACAGUGUUGCAGACUUCGGUAGGACUCCGUCUUUUCGUCCCCCACUCGCGAAGUCGGACGAAAGGCGACGUGCACGCCAGCAAGCGCCACCUCUGCCGAGUACUUUUACGGGUUGACAAAAAAAGGAAGAAGAAGUGAUUGAGCAGUCAAGUCGCGCUUGCACGCUGGACAGAUCCGUUGCUUGUUAACAUCCCCGCGAGACUCUUCAAACGAAACGUUCACGCAUCUUUCGUUUCUUUGAAGGCUCCCUCUAAGGAGAACAUCACAAUACAGUUUUUUAUAUGUUUCUUGUGCUUUCAUUGGGUGCCCUGGACCAGCUACAUUGCGGUUUCUUUCUAUGUCAAUUCGUAGAAUCACUGUUUUCAUUACUCUUUUCACAUCCACACAAACAUCUACACGCACCAACGCCUUCGAUACCGCCCGCAGGCAUCACGUUUUCUAGUCGGUGAAACCGUAUUAUUUCCUUUUCUCUUGACGCUCUUCUUUUGCUCUUUUCCGUUAUCAAUUAUUUUUCUCUAUUAAUUCUGCUUUUCUAAACAACCAGGAAAGCCUGCAUUCCCCCCCCCUCCCUCCCUCCUCUUUUCUCUGGUGCUCUAAAAGUAAUCAACUGGUCGUGUAAAGCUUGUCUGUUUCCUCCUUUUAAUUUUGUCUCUUGAGCAUACCACUACGUGUUUCCCGAUUCCACGUCAUUUCUCUUUUCAGCCGCUGUUAUCACCCCCUCCUCCUUUUGUGUUUUCUUCGGUGCGACACCAGCCUUUUUUUUUUGUUCUGCCUGCUUUCCCCCAUUUUCCGUUGUCAUUUUUACUGCUACAUUGUUCUUGCCUCGACACCGCUUUCCUUUCUCUCGACGUUGGUGGCGCGGUCUGUCGUGUGUGAUCUGCGCGCGUUCUCGUGUCGUAUCGUCGCUUUACUGCAGCUCUUACUGUCAACAGCGGCAUUGUGGUGUUCAUCCCACCGGAAUUGGGGUCUUCUGCUCCUAUUUCUUGCGUUUGCGCCUGCUCUUUCCGUGAGAGGGCAGUUGCAGCUGAGGGCAUGGGCCGUCACACGCGAAGCGGACGCAUUGCCACCAACGCCCCGAGCAACAUCGACGCUCUCCAGCAGCCAUUGCAGCAGCAGCAUCAGAAGACGACGUCGAGUUGUCGCGACGGGGAAACCACCCUCCCCAAAUUUGUACCUCUGUACCGCGUGGACCGCGUGGGCACCUCCACCGAUUCUCUUUCCGAGGGCACCCCUGCCAACGCCUCCACGACCGUCUCACGAGGCCCAUCCUUCAACGAUCUGCACGACUCCGACAACUUCCAGCACCGCGCCAGCACUCGCCGCGGCUCGCACUUACACAUCAUUCGCGACAGCUGUGGUGGUGGAGGUGGUGUGAGUGGUGUCCGUAGAAUGCAGCCCAAGCUCCCCAGUCGUCGCGGGUCUCUGGAGCACAUGGCGAACCUCGACGCCGUCGCCCGCUGCGUCUCAAAGGUGCCCACCGCCGCAAACCCCUUCAACACGGCGCCGCCGCCACGCCUGUCGCGACGAGCAUCAGCGUCGGAGUCCACCGUGCCUUGUUCGGUCAACCUCGCAGUGGGUGGGGGGAGCCAAACAUCCUCCUCGCGGUGCCUCUCCACGCCUCUGCAAAUGGUGCCCGCAGCGGGCUUCCUGCGGCGGUUGGAAAGAGAGAGCAGCUUCGACAGCAGCCGCAGCCGCAGCCAAGACCACGUGCCGCCCUUCAAGGAGCCGCCCUGCAGAUCCGUUCGCACCUCCGUCGCUUUUCUAACCGCCGUCGUGCCGCCGGAGGACUGCCGGCGUGCCGGUGCGCCGUCUUUGCUGACGGCAGCGGGCAGCAACGGCACCGCGACCCUUCCCUUAGCCGGCGACGGCUCCUUCACUAAUCCGGUCACCUUGAUGGUGAGCACAGCCGGGGCCCCAGCAAACGGCCCGGCGUCGUCCCUUGCCCACGUCUUGCCUGGUGAGGAAGCGCUGCCCUCCGCUUUGGCAGGGCGGGAGGAAGGCCCGGCAGCCCACCGUCGUGCGAGCGCUCCGCCGGCCGUGCGGAGCUGCCCUAUUGAACCGGACCGGGUAGACGCGUAUCCGCCCCUCUCACUGCCGCAGGCGCCGUCGCGGCUGCGCAACUCCGUUUCCCCGCUGCCGUCUCUACAGCCGCGGCGCCGUCGCAACGGAUCGAUCCGGGACGCCUCGACCUCCCCGUCCGUCGACUCAGCCGCCGCAGACGAGAAUGAGGCGGUGGCCCGCGGACGCAAACGGGCCUCCUCCCUCACCAUCUCCGCAGAGGCGAACAGCACAUCUCCUGCUACGGGGCCGCGGCGGGUGCACUUCAACCUGCAAGACCCGUUAAAUGACUCCGUCCUCCUCGGCAGCCCGAUCCAUCUUGGCGCGGGAGAAGAGAGGCGGAGCGCGCAUUGCCCUCUCCCUGCAACGGCCCCCGUCGCGCUCAACACGAGCCCGCCGAUGACGAACCUUUCCAUUAAUUCACUGGACUGCAGUGCCCGCCAAAGCCCGGGUACCGAUCUUCACGGCAGCCUCAACAACAGCAGCAGCAACAGCUGGGCGGUUCCGCCGACGAAGCUGAGCGCGUCGUCGCUAGUGGCUGUUCCCCCUGCCGCUCCCGCAGCGCCGACUGCUGCAUCGACCGUCCCCACCUUGUCGCUGCGGCUCAAUUUGAAAGACGGCCGCAUCGAAGCGCUGCCCACCACCAUCGCCACCGUCACCAGCGCCGGCGGGCGCUCCUCCUUCUCCAACUCGUCCUCCAUCAACGAGAAUCUCAGCGGGGCGACCUACAAACCGCAGGUGCCGCUGCCAAAGCCGGCGCUGAAGUCGUACUCCCGCUACAACGGCGACGCCGCCGGGGGGUGCGUCGACGCGGCGUCGGCCAGCGGUGUCAAGACGACCCUGUUCAACCAGGAAGCCAAAAGUUCCUCGAUGGUGCGCGGGGUAGUGCAUUCGCUGCAGCGCAUCGCCGUGCGUUAUCAGCGACGGCGUGGCUCGGCGGGCACGUUGAGCGAGGGCCCCAUGCUGUCGCCUCUGUCCGCGUCGCCGCAGCGCUACCGGUCAUCCGAGGUGGUUGUGAAGUGGUCUCUGCUGGGGAUGGCCGCGCUGCUUUCGAUUUUGCUGAUUUUGCUUGCCACCGCGGUCGAUUAA
Molecule: messenger RNA, 4654 nt
Organism: Leptomonas pyrrhocoris
Lineage: Eukaryota; Euglenozoa; Kinetoplastea; Trypanosomatida; Trypanosomatidae
Exons: 1
Coding region: 2540-4654 (704 amino acids)
Source: RefSeq, a predicted model, not a curated record